Molecule: messenger RNA, 566 nt
Organism: Nematolebias whitei (Rio pearlfish)
Lineage: Eukaryota; Metazoa; Chordata; Actinopteri; Cyprinodontiformes; Rivulidae
Product: formin-like protein 3
Cellular component (GO): nucleus
Source: RefSeq, a predicted model, not a curated record
UCUGCGCGUUUGCCGCCACCAUUCCGAACUUUCGGGAAAACCUCGGAGGAAGGAGGGGACGAUCAACGCCAUUUUUUUUCUUGAUCCCGGGACAUAAAUCUGGACUCAGCACCGAGCAGAGUUUAAGAGGACAGUUCACGAGGGAGGACCAGGUGGAGGGAAAGCCAUGUCAACUCCGUGGAAAGAAGAAGAUGAUGAGCUUAGAGCAGGAGGAGUAAAAGAACAGAAACCCAAACCACCCAAACCCAGGUUCUCCUUCAAUGAGAUCAGGGUGCUGCUGGACGCUGUGAAGAGGAACAGAUACAUCCUCCUCAGGAAGUUUAACCAGGGUGUGUCAGCAGAAGCCAAGAAACAGACGUGGACUGAGAUCACAAAUCAGGUCAAUGAUUUAGGAGAGAAUCACAGAGAGGUGCGGCAGAUCAUGAAGAAAUGGACCGACCUGAAAUGUGAUGGGAAACGUCGGAUCGUAGCUUCGCGUGGCCCCAAUGGCUGCAAACUGAGGAGGAAGAACCUGGGCCCCGUGGAGAGGAUGGUCCACAAGAUCCUGGUGAUGGGUCCUACAGGAG